UAUUUCUGACAUUAGAAAUCCUAGGUUAGAAUCAUUGUUGUUUCUUACAAAUUCAAAUGGACUCAAUAAAAUAAUUGCAAUUGUACGUUGAAUAAUUACAUUGUCAACAACGUUUGAUGUCUACGUUAAUAUGCGUAUUAAAAUGAAAAUGAUAUAGGUAACGAACCAGGAAAAUCUCAAGAAACAUUUAUACGUAUUUGGUAGACGUAAGUGGAAACUAAAGAAGUAAUGCAUAAAAUAGAUAUAGAUGAAUUCAGUGAUACUGAAAUCGGUGAAGUCGAAAUUACAAAAAAAUUAUUGACCAAAAAACCGACUAAUAUAUGCUACACUUCGCUAAGGAGAAUCAUUGCUGUAAUAACAACAGUGAUUGUUCUGUUGUCAGUGGUAUUUUUACUGAGAUAUUAUAUGAGAUUUCUCUUAUUAUGGCUAGAACAUCAAGAUGGAACAGUCAAAAUGGUAGCAAUAGUGAUUUUAUUUUGUAUGGUUGCCUUGCCAAUAUCGAUUGGUUAUCUUGUUUUGGUUUGUACUUCAGGAUACCUCUAUGGUUUUUGUUUUGGACUUCCACUAGUAGUUUUUGGAGCCAACUUCGGAUUACUAGUUGCUAACAUUAUUCUUAGAAAUAUAGGACAUCAUCCAGUUGUUUUAAGAAUGACAGAAAAUCCAACAGCUCAAGCUAUUAAAAGACUUAUAUCAGGACCUUCCAGUUUCAAGAUUGUUUUAUGCGCUAGAGUGACCCCAAUUCCAUUUGGUUUACAGAACACCAUAUUUGCUCUGAGUAAUGUCAAUCCAAGAAUAUAUCACCUGGCUUCCUUAGUUGGACUAUUCCCAACCCAAAUUUUAGGAGUUUAUUUGGGCAGUACUCUGAGAGCAAUGCAAGAUGCUUGGGAACACAAAAAUUUCUCAACUUCUGCAUAUGUUGUGAUCACCAUUCAGCUCGUUAUGGAUAGUUUGAUGAUGAUGUGGGUUGGAUACAAAGCAAGAAAGGAAUUGGCAAAAGUUUUAUCAGAUGCAGAUAAUGUUGGACCAAUUUUGAUGUGAGAAGUAACCAAGUAACCAUUAUAUCUAAGGAUAUUAUCGAAUUUAAAGCUAGAAGCCAAAUAUUUGAUAUUAAGAUCGAAUGAUAUUUUUGUAAUUUAUUGUAUGAGUAAAGUAUAUUAUUUUUAUUUAUUGACAAAUUAUAACAUGUAAGUAAUUA
Harmonia axyridis is the source of this 1195-nucleotide messenger RNA. RefSeq names its product transmembrane protein 64. Lineage: Eukaryota; Metazoa; Arthropoda; Insecta; Coleoptera; Coccinellidae. The transcript is spliced from 3 exons. The coding region runs from base 229 to 1038 and encodes 269 amino acids. The record is from RefSeq and is a predicted model, not a curated record.